Molecule: messenger RNA, 952 nt
Organism: Haliaeetus leucocephalus (bald eagle)
Lineage: Eukaryota; Metazoa; Chordata; Aves; Accipitriformes; Accipitridae
Gene: KGD4
Product: mitochondrial ribosomal protein S36
Exons: 10
Coding region: 1-897 (298 amino acids)
Biological process (GO): 2-oxoglutarate metabolic process; kinetochore assembly
Cellular component (GO): kinetochore
Source: RefSeq, a predicted model, not a curated record
AUGGGCUCGGCCUGGGCCAGAGGCGGGUCUGGCUCGGAGCAGGGGAAGCUUCAAGCAGCUUCUCACAGGAGCCACCCCUGUGGCCCCCUGCCCCGCUACCAAAAAAAGCCCCGUGCCGCAGGAACCCAUAACAGGCGCGCCCGUCCCCGCCUGGCGGCCGAGCGCCGAAACGCCGAUGGGGAAGAAGAGGCGCGGGAUUGGCUGGAGCGCCGCCGCACCAGGCGGAAACAAUCGCCGGCCGCGCUGCCGAGGGCCGCGCGCGGGAUUUUUGAAGGAGAGGCCAUGAAGCCGAUGCAGCUGAGGGACCAGAUCAAGCAGCAGCUCGCGGAGUACAGCACGGCGGCUGAUGCCCGUCAAGUAAUUUGCUGUGAUUACGUCAAGAACCAAAACAAAAUCAAGAAGUAUGUCAUUGCGGACAUAGAAGAUUGGGAAAGACGUAUGGAGGAAGUAACCGUCUCUUUACAGAACAAGACGUUAGCCUUGCAAAGGAUCCAACUUACGUUUGCCCUGAGAAACAAAAUGAAGCAAAAUGAUGAUGACGACUCACGACUGAUCACGGAAACUGUGAAACGCAUAGUAGCGCUCAGCCAGAGAAUAAUUAAAUGUCAGCAGGUAGUCAAGCCACAUACGCCGUUAAUUAAGUUCCCGGACAGAAAAAGUAGUCCCAGACCUAAAAUACAGGAAUCUCUACAAGCAAGUGUGCCGUCUCUCCAUGCUUCAAAAGCACAGGACUCUGUAGGAGGCAGAUCACCGGCCUUUCAAAGUAUUUCACCUGUUAGUAGAGUACAAGGUACACCAGACACUUCUGAAUUAGCAAGAACCUUACCUCAGAAAUACAGAAGGAAACUUAUGUCAGAUGAAGAGAUUGAAUAUAUUCAACGUGGAGGUCCAGAAUAAGCACGGAAGAGAGUUUGUUGGCCACUGUUGAAGUAUUGUGUUCACAAUAAAGGCA